Molecule: messenger RNA, 792 nt
Organism: Stegodyphus dumicola
Lineage: Eukaryota; Metazoa; Arthropoda; Arachnida; Araneae; Eresidae
Source: RefSeq, a predicted model, not a curated record
AUGUACUCAGGCACUGGUUCAGGACUCUGUGUGAUGAAUGACAACACAGUUAUAGCCAAAUGGAAAAGGAGACUUAACAUCAAUAAUACAGUCUAUCAGGCUGAGUUGACUGCUAUUCAAAAAGCAAUUAACAUUGCCAGCAAAUUUCGAACACAGGUCCAGAUCCACAGUGAUUCAAUGCCUAGUCUUCAAGCACUAGGAGGUGGACUGAGCAGACAUCCUAUUGUCCAAAAAAUACAGAGACAGAUACUCAAUCUGACGCCUACAGCUCGGCCUAGUUUAUCAUGGGUGCCAGCACACACCAGUAUCGUGGGCAAUGAAAUUGCGGACACUCGAGCCAAAGAUGCGGCUAUGAACUCCUCUCUGCUGGAAUUCUACCUCCCAUUGCCACGAUCACAGCUUAAGCGCUCCACCUUCCUGAACUUGCUUACUAAAUGGCAAGACUUAUGGAACAACUCCACCACUGGCCGCAGAACUUAUAACUUUCUGUCGAAACCAGAUACUACAGGACUUGUCACAUCAUCUGCCUUAACUACGUUUCUUUCAGGACAUGGUCCUUUUCCGGAUUAUCUUUUCCGCUUUGGCCUAAAAGACACGGACUUAUGCAACUGUGGCCAGAGAGGAUCUCCGGAUCAUUUUCUCUUUCAUUGUGAACUAACUCGAUCGCACCACUUCCAUAUACCUGCUGAAAGGCAUAGGGGUCAGUGGGCUCAACCCCUCCUGAAACAUAAUGGAAGCCAUAAUAGACUUAUAAGGAUUUUGCAUAUAUGUAAUGAACUCUAUGCCUUCUAG